AUGCGCUCAGCACUUCUCAUUUCCACUCUUGCUCUCGCAUCGUACGUCGUGGCGGGUGAUGUUGACGCCAACGAUGUACCGUCGCAGUGCAAGGAUGUGUGCGCCCCAGUUGUCAGCUUGACUGCCUCCUGCGACAAGAAGACCAAUGAUGACGAUACUGCCGAGCUGAACUGCAUCUGCAAGGACCCCCGGGCCCCCAAGAGUCUACCGCUUUGUGAUGCUUGCCUUACUCAGUAUGGUAAGGAUGGACGGGACAAUGAUGCCAAUGACCUCGUUCAAUCGUGCUCGUUCACCACAACCACAUAUACAUCUACUGCCUCACCUUCGGGAACAUCUGGUUCUUCUGCCAACACUACCCACGGGUUUGAGGAUAUGACAACCACGGCUGGGAGUGGAACAUCCUCCACGGGAAGUACUAGGACCUCAACUUCCACUCCAACCUCAAAUGCAGCUUCCAAGCCUAUGAGCCCAGGCAAUAGCAUUUUUGAAACCGCUUUUGUUGGCUUGAUUGUGGUUCUGGGAGUGUAG
Messenger RNA from Penicillium cinerascens, 528 nucleotides. RefSeq lists its product as uncharacterized. Bases 1 to 528 code for a protein of 175 amino acids. The transcript has 2 exons. The record is from RefSeq and is a predicted model, not a curated record. NCBI's taxonomy places the organism in Eukaryota, Fungi, Ascomycota, Eurotiomycetes, Eurotiales, Aspergillaceae.